Molecule: messenger RNA, 3240 nt
Organism: Theileria equi strain WA
Lineage: Eukaryota; Apicomplexa; Aconoidasida; Piroplasmida; Theileriidae
Exons: 1
Coding region: 1-3240 (1079 amino acids)
Source: RefSeq, a predicted model, not a curated record
AUGGGAAAGGAUGUACUCUAUCUUGAGCUAAAGAAUAGAUGUAGCGAGUCAGGAUGUAGCUGUAAAAAAGAUGGUGACUUCAUUGCUGAAGAACAUGCUAACACACCUGGGGGAUAUAAUGAACAUAUCCAUAGACUUAGGAAUAAUGAACCAUUCACGCUCUUCAAUGUAAAAUACAAUGGUGAUAUUGUUAAGGACCCUUAUAAUGCUUAUGGAAUCACAGGAGUAUUGGUGUACUAUGACAAUGAAAAUAGGCCAUAUGUGAUUCAACUCCAAAAACAAGGGAUCAAGGACUACUACGUCAACAAUAGUCCAUCUAAUGGAAUAUAUGGUAACACAUUUUGGGAUAGAGAUAACAGUCUAAGUAACCCUGAAAGACUUAAGGAGAAACUAGAGGAACUAAGCUGUAAGUAUGCUGGUUCGGUUUCGGUGGAUAUCUUCAAAAAGAUAAACAGAAAAAAGUACCGCUGUAGUCUUGAUGUCAACAUAGUAGGAACAAUCUUCACGGAUAAUAUCUAUGAAUUCAAGCAAACUGCUCAAGGCAACAAACCAUUAAAGGUCCAUUCAAUUAAAUACAAUGGUACAGAGAUUCCCAUAAAUAUUCCUCCAGAGGGAGUCAAGGAGAUUUCCACAUUUUAUUGGAAACACCAUCUAGGAAAACCACUCGUUGUAAAAGUUAUAGAUAGCAAUAGUAAGUCAAAAUAUUAUUUUAACCAUGGCAGAGUUGGUUUGCAAUGGCAUGAGAGGCCACUUCAACCUGAUGCUAAACUAGAAGAUGCAGUAGUUGAACAUAACUGUGUACGCAAUAGGACCACUACUAUAGAUUUAUCACAAAAGACUAAUAACAAAACAUACUGUUGUACUAAAAUAUGUAGAUAUGAGAAAGUCAAGGUUAGUAGGCGAUCAUCAGACGCAUUUCCAGGUUUUGUCAUUUAUGAACAUGCUUCAGAUGAUGGACUCCCAUUCACUAUUGGUAGCAUAGUAAAAGAUGGUGCUAAACAGGGUGGUAUUAUGUUUCCCAUCAGGCAUGCUUAUAGCGUUUCUGUUUAUUAUGCAGAGAAAUGUUUGAGUGAACCUAUUUUUCUGGAAAUUUUGUAUGCUAAGGAUGGAUACAGAGAGUAUAAAUGGUACAAGCGCAUCACAAGGAAUGGCUGGGACCACAUAUAUAAUAUACCAAGUACAAAUACUGAGAUCAAUGAAGAUUUAAGAAAUAAUUUCACGAUAGUAGCUACUUUACUUACUAGUGGCUGCAGUCCCAACAGUAUCCCUGAGGAUAAAUUAGCCACUAGGCCGGAGCCAGAACCACGGGAAUCCCCAAAAGAGACACUCGAUGAUCUAAAGCGGAAUACUAAAUUAGGAUUUUCUGUUCCUAUGGGACCAGAUGAUGAUGCAGAAGAGGAAAAGAAGAUUGAAGCAGAAAAACAAAAGGUAUUAGCCGAAGGGAAACAAUAUAUCCAUCCGGACCAUAGGACACUAAAUAGUCUCAAUAAAAAUCCUAGAACGCUUUCUAUAACUCCUGAGAAGCUAGCUCCGAUAGUAACGAAAGUUGUAGAGGAGGUUAAGCAAAAGAUACCAGCUCAACAACUCCAACAAGCUGUUGUUCCAUCACUUCCACCUGUAGCUGCAUUAACCGCUUCUUCCGGAGUUAUCAUAAACAUAAAGGAAAAGCCUGAUGAUGGGAACGGACCUUAUUUAUACCCUGAUGGAUCUGGAGAAGUUAGUCUUACUAAGGUUGAGUAUCCUCAAGGUUCUGGCUUUUAUAGGUUCAAGCAUACCAAGAAGGGAAGCAAUGGACAAGCUUUCCAUGUUAAGAGCGUUCAAUACGGAGGUAGUACAGUUUCAGAUAUAAAACCAAAAAAUGGUGAACCUAUAAAGUCCUAUUCUGUCUGGUACUGGUCCGGAGAUGGUAACAUGAAUAAUCCUUUAUUCAUAGAAAUUGAGAAUAAAAAUGGUACGUAUGAUUAUCAUGAAACUAAGGGAUCUGAUUGGAAUAAGUAUAUUAGAGAUCCUCCUCUAAGCAAUAAUGAACCACUCCCACCUGAUCCCCUUGAACAGAAACUAGAUGACCUUAACUGUCAGCAUAAUGGUGCUGUUGUAAUUGAUCUAACGUAUGAUAAAUAUAAGGGAACUCAGAACAGAUAUUGUUGCAGAAGUCAUACUGCUGAUAAGAAAGUCUCUGUUACCGGGAAUAAAGUUGCUAAUACUAUUCCUUACUACAAGCAUCGCAUCGAUCUCCAAACUACGCUCUCUGGCAUUAAGUAUUACUCAAAUGGUAAUACUAACUCUCAAAGAAAAAGAAUAAAACUAGCUGGACAUGGCUUUCCCAUCCCUGGUUCUCUCAGCGUCUACGCAUUCUACUGUUCGGGUAAUGAUCCCAAGCUGAUAUAUAUAAAUCCUACCGGAAAGGAUCAAUAUAAAGGAUGGUACAAGCAAAGAGGUUCUGAUAAUCUAGAAUGGGAGAAAGUAUCGGGAAUAUCCCAAGAUCCAGAUAACAUUAAAAGCUGUAAGGAGGAAAACUUCGAACAACUUGUGAGGGAACUAAACUGCGGCUAUUCACCAUGUCCUAAACCUACUCAACCCUCAUCUCCAGAACAAGAACCGGAACUUAAACUUGAUAGUGAUAGUAAAGCUGAAGUUUAUAAAGGCUCCGAAGUCGACCUUAAACCUAAAUCUAUUCCUGAUGAAAAACUAUUGGAAGCGAUUAGUAAGACUGUCAGUCAUGGACUAGCUGGACUAGGCACAACUCUUCACCUGGUUGGCAAGGUUCUUAAAGCUGCUAAUACUCAAUUUCAAGAAACUCAAUCUAAACUUACUGCUGACCCAUCUAACAAAGCUGAUGCUAAUCCUCAAGAUGGAGCUAUGACUCCUGGAUCUCUUAAACUAGCACAAUAUGUUCUUUCUCCUAUAGGUUCUAAUACUGGUUCAUCUCCCCAAGGUGAAAAUGCCCAAGCUGAAACUGCUGAUGGUGGACAAGUUGCUAGUGGAGUUAAAGCUGGAAUAGGAGUUCCUGAUGGAGCUACUGCUGAAUCUAGUCAACCUGACUCUACUGAAGCUCUUACUGCUCCUCAAGAAGGUGAAACUCCUGCUGCUCAUCAUGUCUCUUCUCCAAACUCUCCUCCUUGGGUUAAACCUACCUCCUAUGUAUUGACUGGAGUUGGUGUUAUAUCUGGCUCUCUUACUGGAUUUGGCUGGUGGAUCUACAAACGUUCUAAAGGAGAUCCUUGGGUUAGACAGAUAUGA